This is a messenger RNA of Chelonia mydas (Green sea turtle), 11605 nucleotides long. It is a transcript of the gene MNT, whose product is annotated as MAX network transcriptional repressor. The transcript is spliced from 6 exons. NCBI's taxonomy places the organism in Eukaryota, Metazoa, Chordata, Testudines, Cheloniidae. Bases 245 to 1966 code for a protein of 573 amino acids. Gene Ontology annotation, biological process: regulation of transcription by RNA polymerase II. Gene Ontology annotation, molecular function: protein dimerization activity; RNA polymerase II cis-regulatory region sequence-specific DNA binding; DNA-binding transcription factor activity, RNA polymerase II-specific. The record is from RefSeq and is a predicted model, not a curated record.
GCUGUCUGUAUAGUAGCUGAGGGCAGUGUUAGUCCUUUUUUCUUGUUGUGUUUCUGUUACAUACUCAUCGCCAUCUUGUUGCAAACCCUUUUCUUGUCUGGAAGAUUCGCAGGGGAUCGGGGCGGGGGGUGGUUUGAUUAGGCAUUUUUACUUGGGAGAAGAAAAGGAGAAGGAACCCCCGGUUUGUUUGUUUUUUUUAAAGUCUCCAGGAUUUUGGAUCCUCCACUGAAAGGCAACCCAAGAGAUGAGCAUUGAGACGCUUUUGGAAGCGGCCAGAUUUCUGGAAUGGCAAGCCCAGCAACAACAGAAAACACGUGAAGAAAAUGAAAAGCACGAAAAGCUCCGCCUAGAAAGAGAACAGGAGCAGAAGAAGGCCAGCGUACAGAAGGUUAACAAUGCCUUUCACCCAGAGGAGCCAAGGAACGAAAUCCCAGCAGUGCCCAUCUCUCCCCCUGCACCAGCUCCUCCUCCUCCUCUGCCGCCACCCCUAGCAGCCCCCAUAUCAGUCAUUCCCAUCCCCGUGGUCACUAGCCCACCUCAACAAGCGGCCCAAAGCACUCUGUCCCCUCCGCUCAUACAGCGCCACCAGCCUCUCAUCAGCACUCCCAGCAUCAGCAAGGAAGUGUCGUCAGUUGCACCUGUUAUACAGAGACCAUCCGGCCCACUUCUUCCAGACGUCAAGGCUGCUACGCCCCCUUCAGGUAGCCCCAAGCAGUUACCGCAGUAUGCAGCUCCCGUACUGGCCAUCCCUCAGCAUCAUGUGGUUCAGCAGCCAAUACAGCCCCAGCCUCAACCACAUCAACCUCUGCAGCAGCACCAGGCGCCGCCUCAGCAGCUCAAUGCUCUUAAGCUGGCCCCGGCAGAAGAUGCCAAACCAAAUGAGCAGAAGAAGAGACCUGGAGGGGUUGGGACCAGGGAAGUACAUAAUAAAUUGGAGAAGAACAGACGUGCACAUUUGAAAGAAUGCUUUGAGACGUUAAAACGCAACAUCCCCAAUGUUGAUGACAAGAAGACCUCAAACCUCAGCGUUCUAAGGAGUGCCUUGCGAUACAUCCAGACUUUAAAGAGAAAGGAGAAGGAAUAUGAACACGAGAUGGAGCGGCUGGCAAGGGAGAAGAUUGCUACCCAGCAGCGACUGGCCGAACUGAAGAACGAAUUGAGCCAGUGGAUGGACAUCCUGGAAAUUGACAGGAUUAUUCGACAGACAGUUCAGCCAGAGGAUGACCAGGCAUCUACCUCGACUGCAUCAGAAGGCGAAGACAACAUUGACGAAGACAUGGAAGAUGACAGGCCCAUGAACUCCUUACCAAAACUAACCCAGCGCCAGCACCCCGAGCUACUGAAAGCUGUCCCUCCAAAUGCUGCUUCGCACCACCCGGCCGUCUUGCCUCAGCACCUGCCUCUACAUCAGAAACAAACCCCGCCCCAUGCGCCGCCUCCCCUCCAGACCCAGGCACUGGUCCAGCCGCAGGCGAUCGUGCCCGCACAGACUCACAUUGUGGCGGCCUCGACGGUGCAAUCGACUGUUAUCGCCCACACCGCCACCACCCACGCGUCAGUCAUCCAGACUGUCAACCAUGUGAUUCAGGGUCCACAGACCAAGCACAUCGCUCACAUUGCACCUUCCACGUCCAGCCCCGUGCAACUCACCACUGCUGCUCAGCCUAUCGGCCACAUCACUGUGCACCAGGCAACCAUAAAUCGCAUGACCCACCUCGGCCAGCAGUUACCCAUUUAUCCUCAGCCAGUGGCCGUCAGCCAGCCGGUCGUGAGCCACAUCGCUCACACGAUUUCUCACCAGCAAGUGAAUGGAACCACAAACCUAGGCCAGCAAACGGUGAUGGCCAAACCUGCUGUAGGAACCCAAGUUGUCCACCAUCAACAGUUAGUUGGGCAAACAGUGCUAAACCCGGUAACUAUGGUCACCAUGCCAUCAUUCCCUGUGAGCACGCUGAAGCUGGCCUAGAACAGGAAGCCCACUGGCAAAGUCUUUGGCAGGCCACCUUUCCUGAAACUCCAUACAUUCCAACCACGUCCGAUUCCAAGGGAGAAAAGUGCAGGAACUCUGUGAACAGGGGAAGAGUGACACAGCUAAGGUUGGGACUGCCAAGUCCAUCCUUAAUCUUUUAAUAACCAACCUGGAAGUGGUAAUGAGAAACGGGGCUUCUCUGCACUUGAAUUUCGCGAAUCAGAGAAAACUUUAAUGACAGUUGUUCAUAGUGAUUUUUUUUCCUUUUACGUGUAAUCAGUGGAAUAUGAAUAUGAUGUUCUGAAGACUUUAAUUUUCCCCUUUCAUGUGUUGCUUCUUUGUAGAAUAAAAAAGGCUGAUGUCUUUAUUGAGACAUUGCGUAGAAUGGGAAAAAAAUCAUAGAAGUCUAUAUUUAUAUGUAUAUGUAUCUGCCCAAAGCUACAUAUAUAUAAAUAAAUAUAACAGUGGAGAAGGCCUUUGGCAAGGUUGAUUGUUUGCAGGAUUUUUAGAUAACUUAAAUGUUAAUUUUUGGAGGAAGAAAGCAGAGUGUCCUCUUUAAAAAAAAAAAAAGAAACUUUAAAGACAGAUGGUUUAGUGGACCAGAGUACAAAUAUUUGAUGACAAAUUUAAAAAAAAAAACAUGUUAAAGGUAUUUCCCUUCAGUAUAUUACAUUUCAGUAAACCAUCUGAAAUCACUGUGACUUGUUAUGGCAUUUAAAGGAAAUUCUCUGUCCUGUUUAAUAAAAGGAAAAAGAAUACACAACCGGACUUCAUUUGUUGGGAUUUCAUAAAUGACUCCAUUUUCACAGCUUUGUCAAAGGAAAAUUUCACAUUUGUUAUUUUCAUGGUUUAAAAAUGUUUUGUUUUGGGUUUGUUUUUGUUGCGAAUGCAAUAAUGGAUUUCACAGACCGCUCUGUGCACGGCUCUAUCUAUUUCAAGAUGCCUCACCCCAGGCCCAUUCCCUAAAAGGAUUCUGACAGAAGCCGUUAUUUAGAACUAGUGGCUUUGCAAUAUACUUCUUCAGUUGGGUGGAAUGGAACCUGGGACAAGAAAGCCGCCAAAAAUGAGGUUGAUUUGUGGUGGUUUUUCCCUGAACGUGACCACGUUUUAGUGCAGGAUAGUGAACGGAUUAGAAAAUGGAUAAAUGUGCAUGUGACAUGCUCCAAAGGGUGAGAGCUUUGAAAAAAAAAAUAAAAUGAAAUGGACUUUAAUUUUGUAUAGGAUAACAGUAUAUUCCAGUAAAUCAGUAUAUAGAACCUGACAGUGUGUCUUACAAAAUACAGUGAAAUCUGCCUAAAGAGCAACCCCCUUCUUAUCUGAAGUGACUACUUUAAAGCAUCCCAAGGUUUCUGGUAUAAUUUGUUCCGUCUUUUGUGGCUGCUGAACCAGAGCCCAUUGAGGUCAGUGGCAAAUUUCCCAUUGACUUCAAUGAGACACAGAUUUUCUACAGGUACUUGCCAUUCUCUUCAGUGGUUGCUUAAGACAUGUUUAAUUAUCUGUUGUUUGAAUCUUCUGUUCCUUGUCCCACUUCCCAUGUCGUGCUAUUGCUAAUGUUCUCCUUUUUCCUUUUUCUUUUUUGAUCUGUAAUUCUGAUGCAGACAAAACUCCCACUGCAGUGAGGGGAAGUUUUGUGUGUGUCAGGGCCAGGGGACGGUGGUCCCUAUGCAGACAUCUGUCCUUUCUUAUCAUGUUACUGUCUGGAAAUGGCUAGUAGCGGGAGUAAAGGUGCAAUUAACUCAACCUCCUUCGGAAGUGACACCAACCCAGAUUAGGAUGUAAGGCGUGCGUUGACUAGUCAAGGGAUUGGAUACCUUCACCACCCUAGCCACUUCGUGUGCAAAUUUGUUUCUGAGUUGAGAUCUUCCCCAGGAAAUGGAUCCUUUUGACUGUAUUUGUCCAAAACUCCCAUUCACUUCAGUGGGAUUUUCACCAGAGUAAGGACCGCAGGAUGUGACUCUCCGGCAUCAUCAGUGUCAGGUAGUUGCCAUACAGUCAUUCAAGUUUAAUUCGAAAAUCUACCCCUGCCCCACACUACAGUUGGAACUGUUGGGAGGAGUGGUUGCUGCUAACACCGUUUCCCUUGCCCAUGUAGACAAGGGUAUUUCUCCUACGAAUUGUGAUAGGCCUGUGUUUAUAAAACCUUGCGUGAAGUGAGGAGCACAGUUAUCAGGGGAAAUAAUCCCUGUUCACAAUGGCAUGAGCGCUUAGCACACUGUCAGUUACAGAGCAGUCAGAUUUUAAAGCGAAUUAGGCCCUAUCCCCAAACCACCUUUUUACAGAGUUAUUCCUAGUCACUACUAAUGUACUGUUAACAUUGUGGAGAUAACAGAAUCGCUACAGGGUUAUUUGCUCCUUUAUACAUUCAGAUGCUUUCUCGCUAAGGUUGUAUUUCUUGUGUGAGUUGGAGCCUUUGAUGGACCUCAGCAGAGAUCUAGAGUUAGCCAGCAGGACAGUGACUUUUCAUCAGAGAGCCUCGAAGGCAUGGAAUAUGUGUGGCAGGGUUGCCUGCCUGUUUAGGAAUAACUGUGUGGCUUUGUCUCUUGUAGCUAUCGAGGAGCAAAGGGGGAAUAGAGCUCUCACCUGCCCUUUGCACAAGUCCAAUUGAUGGAUCUCUAAAGGAUAACAAAAGCAAAACAGGGAAGUCCCAAUUCUUGCCGACGACGUUUUUCAAAAGACAAGAGGCUCCGAUCCAGGGGCUAGAGCUCAUUUGCACAUGGCGACUGCGAUGACCCAGCUACAAAUUGCCAGCUAGGACAAAUGUGGCUAGUGAGUGCCUAGUUGAGGACACCCUGUGGGUCCAAUCACCACAGGACUGGACCCUCAAUUAUCGAUAUUUGCAGGAAAUACAAUAAUUGCACGUGCAACUUUGGGUGCUCCUGCACGCAUGUUUUUGCAUAUGGAUCUGCUCUCUCUGUGUUGGAAAAUAUGGCCCAGGAGGGACGCCUGAGAGCCUUUCGUAAAACCCCCUGGAUAACGAACAGUGAAAUAGCCACACAGUUACUCCUAACAACACUGACCCUCCAGUCAGAGUUUUCUCUAGUGAAAAGUGUUGGAGGUGAAAAGGAGGUGCUGCUUUCAUUUUACACAGGGGAGUACAUUUUCUUGUGGGUUCUUUAAUGGCUUUUAUUGCGUGGGUGUGUCAUCUUGCCAGCCUUCAAAUCUUUUUCUCCUUCUCUCUGUAGAUUAAGAUGUGGUGGUGACCGUAGGCGUGAUGAUGGGGUAACAUCCCCGUUUCAAUUCCUGUAAUUUAGUUCUGCCGGAGGUCCCUUUCAGUGAUGUUAACAAGUAAGGCUCCUCCCAUCUGGCCAGACCUGAGCCAGUCAACUCACCUGGGGCUAUGUCUAUGUUAGCACUUUUGUCGGCAAAACUUUUGUUGGUCAAGGGUGUGAAAAAACACCCUACUUGGUGUGGACUGGUGUGGACAGCGGAUACAACUGUGCUGUUGUAAGAUCUGUAGUGUAGACAUAGCCUGGACAUCCUGGACCAACCCCAUACUCAUUCACGUUCUCCAUGACAACCCGAAAUAUCUGUUUUGUUGGGUUCUGGUUUUUUCCAAAUCAACGAUUUUCUUUCUGUCCUAGGGUGGGAAUCCCAACCCUGACUCUUCUGCCAUCAACUCUGCCAUUCCCAUUGAAAAACUUCAGAGUUACUCAAAUGCUUCUUAGAAAUCAAGUUCAGUACUGUAUCACAAGGGGCACUUUAGAAAUGUCUCUCCUCCUCUGAGAUGUGUGUUUUCCCUAUGGAGAAAGCUAUAUAUAAAUAAAUAUAUAUCUAUAUAUCUAUAUCUGUACACUUUGGGCUUCAGAAGAUCAAUAUGUCCCAAAAUAAAUAAACAAAUAAAUAUGAAGUUUACAAGAAAUCUCUUCUGUUGUUGAAUAAUAGUAGUUACUGGUAAUCCUACCACAGAGAAGGCAGUAAAAGUGGGCAGACUGCUGCUGUCGUUUAAGACCUGAUUCAAAGCCCAUGGAAGUCAGGGGAAAGGUUUUCAUUGACUUCAGUGGUCUUUGGAUCAAGCACUUGAACUGCAGGGUUUCCUGACACGGCAGCCUGUAAACAAGCCCUGGUGCACGUGUAACACUAUGUCCAGUGGAGGAUGUACUCCAAGAUAGGGUACUGAGAACAAGCAAUCGGAGGGUCGGUCAGUUUCACUCUCUUGUUUCAAGCUAAUUUCUAAAACUAACCUGCUGUAUGGGCUACAUCUAAACGCUGUCCAGCAGGAAUAAAAACAAACUAGCUUUAAAAAAAUCACGUGCUCAAAAAAAAAAAAAAAAUCUUGUAGCGGACACAUUAAUUAUGGGGCAUGAUCCUGACCUCACAUAGAUGUAAAUCCAGAGUGGAGCUCAACCAGUCUGAGAUUAGAAUCUGGUCCCAUUUUCCAGCCUUGUGCACCUUGCAUAAUCCCUUAUACUUGUGCCAAGUAGGUGUAAAGUGUUCCCAUUUUGGUUUGUACACUCUGCACUCCCAUUGCGCAGGGCUGAAUGACGAUACACCGAGCAAAACAUUGAAGAAUCAGGCCCACUGGUGCUUGACGCCCUGUGAUUCAUGAUAGCAAACACACACACAGAGUACCUGUUCUUAAAGGCAUUGCUGUUGUCCAAGCUGGUUCUGGACAGGCCCUGAUUUCUCCCUUUCAUAACCUACAAAUUGCUGGGGCUUUUAAAAACAGAUCAAAGCUGCAUCUGUAGCUUUAAAAUAAUAAUAAUAAAUAAUAAUCACUUUUACCUGAUGUCAAACUUAAAAAAAAAGAAGGAUAGUGGCUGGAAUUUUUAAAGGCUAAGUCACGUAGAAGCAGAAGUCCUAAUCGCUUUCAGUAGGACGUCUGCUCCUAAGUCACUUAGGCACUUGUGAAAAAAGCACCCAGGAUACACAGAAUGUAGUGUGUGCAUUGGGGAAUUGUGUUGGCUGCAAAAUAUCUUUCAUUUACUCAGAUUGGAGUGGGGGGCUUAAUUCUGCCACCUUCAGUGGAGUAGCACUUUCUCAUGCACGUAGCUCCACAGAUAUCGAUGGCAGUGUUAGGAUAAGCAUUGCUCAGUGUGGGUAAAGGUGGUGGAAUCAGUCUCCGUAGAAAAGCUUUCCUCGUCAGUUCAUGAAUUCAGAGCUCAUGAACUUGAGUUACUAAAAUUUUGUUGGUUCUUGGUAAUUUAUGGCCAGAUCCUGAAGUCUUGACUCACGGCUUUUUCAGAGAAAACUCAAUAAAGGCCGAGAAGAGACAUCAAGAUUUAGGACCUGAUCACGCUGCCAGUUGUACUUAAUACCACUCAAGCUCCUGGUAAUAAUGGCUAUGCCUGGGAGCACAGCAGCCUUCGGCUCUGCUCCGGCGCCAGAUGGAGCGCAGACAAACUGCUGCAUCCAGAUGGAGUGCUCCAAGUGGGACCAGCAACCCGCCUGCACGUUGUCAAUUGCACGAUCAGGGCGUCCGUGUGCUUCAGACGGGAGUGUGAUGAGUGCAGCCUUUACAUCAAAGUUUCCAACGUGAAAACCUGCACUACUAUAUGAAACUAAAAGAACUCGUUUUAGAUGAAGCUAAGUCAGACCAUUUGCUUUAACGUUCCUUUUUAAACCAGGCCUUUUUUCCUCUUCUGUUGAAUUUGUAAGCAGACCGAGCAAGAGAAGGAAUUUUAAUGACUAACAAUCUGCAGGGCAGGUAGUGUCUGUUUUUUUGAGCCUGGCUUUUGAACAUAUUAGGUAGAUUUGAAAGCUAGUUGUGACCAAAAAGUUUCUUGUACAUUUUACUAUAAUAUAAACAAAGAUAAUCAUAACUUACAAAGGCUUUUAUGAAGACCACCCAUAUAGAAGGAAUCAAGUACAGCAUUUGUGUUUUCCAACUGGCCCCUAAAGUGAUUAAGAUGAGGCUUUGGUUUUGGCGUGGGAAAUUAUCUGCUUAAUCAUAACCCGUCCCCUUUCUAUGUCCGGCAUUCAGUCUGCAAUUAAAUCCUCUCUUUGCUCCAUCAUUGGCGAUUUCAUUUCUCCAAAGCAAUAAACCCACAGCAGGGGAAUACAGCAGUUGUUCACUGUCCAUUUGGGACCUAGUAUUUCCCUACGACGAUGUGAGAGUUUGAAGUGCUCAAGGAGUGCCAGACUGGGGCCCUUAACAAUACUAAGGGACACCUGCAGGGACAAUAAUUGGAGUAUAAACUCCGUAUUCCAGUUGAAUUACAGUACAGAGGGGAAAAGACUGGCGAUAUAGCUACGUAAUCGUGUGUAUUUCUCUCUUCAUACACACGUGAGCUGUGUGUGCCGACCUAAGGUGUGUACAUAUACACAGAUGGGACCGAACCAAAACCUCAAAUCUAAACACUCUCAAACUUUGGGGGAAAUCAGAUCUGGACCCCAAAUUUUGUGUCCAGGCCUCAUUUUGAGUGUGUGCAUGUGUGUAUGUGUAUUGCUGUGUUCUAAUUAAAUGCAGGCUAUCCGAUGAAAAAUACUAAAUUCUCUGUGGUAAGACUUUAGUCUGAUAAUGGAAAAUGCUAAAUAAAACCACGUACUGCUGUUAGCAGCUGCAGGCCACCAGGUUAUAUUAGUCCAUCAUUGAAAUCCAAAUGUUUGAAGAGCCUUAAAUCUUCCUUGAAGGGAAAUGUAAAUUGGGAAGAAAACAGAGCUCUUUGGGGGCCGUUUUUUGUUUGUUUGGCUACAAGGGUCUUGUUGGGUGGGAAGGGAAAAACCAGUAGCAUAUUAUUCUAGUUAUUCAGGGUUUGAUUCUGCAUCAUUCAAGCCAGUGGGAGUUUUGCCAUUGUCCCCAGUAAAAGCAGGAUCAAGCUUGCAUAGUGCAGGGACAAAGGGAGGUUAAUUCUUAUUUUUUCUUUUUCUUUUCUCUUUCCCCCACCAUAGAAUCUGAUGGAAACGAUAUUCCAUCUGCAAUGUUUCUGCUUCCUACUUGUGUACAAUUUAUCCAGGUGGAUUGGUGGGAAACUUAACAACCAGUUAUGAUUUAGUUUAUUAUUGUGUCAGAAAAAUAGCAGGUCCAAAGAUCAGACGGGCUGUUGGAUUCUAGUGUUGGCCUAUUUGUCUUUCUGUUGUUGUGUUUGGGGGGGGAUUUUUGUAUUAAAAGUGGCCUUUCGUAACAAAAAUAAAAAUAAAUAAAAUAAAAUGCCUUUGAGUGGGUUAGAUGGAGGCGAGACCGUAUUGCUGCUUUUGUCGCUGUUGGUGUGAUUGUCUGUUUGCACGCCUGUUUAUAAACGUAGAGAAGUUCAAGCAAAGAUUUUAUUGUGUCUCUGAUUUUUUGUAUGUAGCCUGUGUCUCUUUUGGACUGAUCUGCAUCCUGAGUGAAUUUUUUGCAUUUAAAAAAAAAAAAAGUGUGACAAUUGUUUCGGGUGUGGAGGGGCGGGAAAGGGGGAUUUGAAGAACAUCACCGUGUGUGUAUGGGGAUUUGGAGGGGGGUUGGGCAGGGAAAAGACUUAAUUUGCCUCGUGUGAAAAAGAUACAUUUGAUGUUUGUUUGUUUUUUCCCCUCUUGCUUUCUGUGAUGUAUAUUAAGAAGGGUAUUGAAUAAAGGUAAACAUUUCUUAGCUGGGUUACUGUGAGGUGCUGAAGGUCUCAUCCAGAGCCCAAGGAGGUCAAUGGAAGUCUUUCCAUCAACGGCAGUGGGCUUUGGGUCCGACCCAGAAGGCCCCAAUUCAGCACUCCCUUUCUAUUCAGUAAAAGCACGUAAGCACCUGCUUAGGUCCCAGUGACUUUCAUGGGAGUUAAGCGUGUACUUAAGUGCUUUGCUGAAUAGGGAUGGAUUUAAUCACAUAGGUAAAUACUUUGCUCAGGUGGGAUGCCUUAACUCUCUUGUCGUCAAGGGGAGUUGAAGGUGCUUAGCAGCUGCUCACCCCUUUCAUGGUCAGGCCCCCUUAGACUCUUCUAGAGUAACCAGUUACCAUCGUAACCUUUUUAUAUUUAUUUUUAAAGGACAGUGGAAUUAUAAAAGGAAAACCCCAAUAUUUUGGACCUGCUUUCAGACUCUCAGUGUUGGUGCAGAUUAAAAUUGAUUCCAACACUUUUUAUUUUUAGAUUUCUUCGUUAGUCAAAAUAUCAUCUGUCGGGAGCAGACAAUCGGAGCUAAGAAAGAGGUCGUCUUUUAUAAAUGUAUUAUUUUGAGAGUUCUUUCCUCUUCGUGGCUUUGUUUCUCCUCCUCUGUUUUAUAGUUGUUGUUUUUUUAAGAAGUCCCAAACUUGAAGAGCCAACAAGAUACCAGCACAAACACAGACUCAUUUGCCAGGAUCAGAGACGUGUAAUCAUGGGCAGUGGUUCAGGUGGAUGUUCUUUUUCUCAUUAAAGUGACUUGAAAAUGUUGAUCCUUUUCUGAACUCUAAUUCUGGAUUUCUACACCAGGUUGCAAAAAAUAUCUUUGGCCUGAUUCUCGUUUACCUGCAGGGCUAGUCACACUGUUCGGGCAGUGACAAGGGUCCUUAGAGUCGUCGUUAGUUACAUUUAUGCCCAGUUUAUGCUGCUGGAGUGGUGUUAAGGGACUUCAGUGUAAAUCAGAAUAAAUUCCAUUAAUCUGACCCCUUUCCUGGUGCUAAUUACAUUGUGAAAUAGCAUUUUUGGUGCUCUCCAGAAUGUCCCAACUUCUUUCAGAGUGGCAGGCUGCAUUACACAGGAAACCUACUAAUACUUUUGCUUCCAGGUAAGCAUGCUGACCCUCGUCCACCUCCUGCCUAACCAUUGCCAUCCUGUACUUUGGUACCUUUCUUGAUUCCUCACGCAUCAUGCUUUUCUUGUUCAGAAAGGCUGUAAACAAUCAGUUCUCUCGACCAGGCUGCAUAACACACACACACACGUGCUCAAACCAAAACAUAAAGUAUCACGGGCCCGAUCCUGCAAGGUGCUGAGUGCACUUGUCGAUGGGACAGCUCCCACGAGUAAAGGUUUCAGGAUUUGGCCUGUACAUGCACAGAAGAACUGAUAUGGACUCCUUACAGACACAAUUACUACAUUCCUGAUUCAACAAAGCACUUAAACAUGGGUUUAAAUUUUAUGCAUGUGAGUGGUUCCAUUGACUUCUAUGGGACUAUUCUCAGAUGUGCUGAAGUGUUUUGCUAGAUCAGGGCCUAGGGUGGGAGUGGAAAAUCAAACCGUCCCAUUCCCACACUUAAGUCUUCUAAAGAAACCUUCUUUCUAUAUAGAUAGAGAUACAAAUGUCUAUGUCUAGAUAUCUAUAGAUAGAUCAUUUAAGCACCUUUGUGGCUAAAAGUAUUUACCUUUAUCAGCUCUGAGAUCUUUUCAUUCGGAAUCCUUCUAUUAAAGGCAUUGGUUAUAAAUGCAAAGUUACUUCCAAUGCUUGCCAGUGAUUCAGUGGCAAGUAACCCUAUUGUCCUUCUAUUGAGCAUCACAGGAAAGCCAAGCAAUCUGAAACCAAUCACACUGGGCAAAUGCUGUCUUUGUUUACAGUGCGGACUUGUCACUGUGUUAUCAAUUUAUUGAAAUAUUAAAUAUUGAAAAACCUAGACUGUAAAGAUUUUUAUGUGUUUGGAUACAUCUGCUCUGUGAAAAAAAAACUAAUUUUGUACAUAUUGUAUUUUUACUAUUCAGCUGUAUUAUAUUGGCUCUUCAUGCUCCAGAAUUUAGGUAUCAGACAUGAAUAAUAUCCAUGUAAUAAGCACUUGCCUGAAAUAAAAUAUAAAACUGAAAUAAACAUGCACUGAAACCUGAAAAA